Molecule: messenger RNA, 4932 nt
Organism: Manis javanica (Malayan pangolin)
Lineage: Eukaryota; Metazoa; Chordata; Mammalia; Pholidota; Manidae
Gene: ETS2
Product: ETS proto-oncogene 2, transcription factor
Biological process (GO): cell differentiation; regulation of transcription by RNA polymerase II
Cellular component (GO): nucleus
Molecular function (GO): DNA-binding transcription factor activity, RNA polymerase II-specific; sequence-specific DNA binding
Source: RefSeq, a predicted model, not a curated record
UAAUUUCAGUGUAUUUCAAUUAAAUGAAUAUAUCAAAAUAUUACAUACCUUUUUCUACAAAUCUUGGAAAUCCUGUGUGUGUGUUACAUUCGGAGCCCUUCUCAGUCUGCCCUAGCCAUGUGCCCAGCACUCAGUAGCCAGACGCGGCUGGUGGCCACCACACCAGUCAGCGCAGGUGUAGGAUAAGCCUGCUUUACCCAAGCAAGCGAGGCAGGUCAGUGAUCAGCAUGACUGCCCGUCGAAAUGCACAGCCAUGCAACAAGUAAAGCAGACAUACUUUGAGCUUGUGUACUCCACGCAGGAGGCUCUGGGCAGUGCAUGAGGGCUUGAUUGAAGCAGGGCUCUCUCGUUCUCUCUUCCUGGGUGUGUGCGUCCUCCGAGCUUGCCGAGAAGAGGGGCCUCCGAGCCUCAAUCGAGAGCUGCCAGGUGCAGGCCGCCCUGUAGCUUGCUUUAUGCUCCCAGGAUGAAUGAUUUUGGAAUCAAGAACAUGGACCAGGUGGCCCCUGUGUCUAACAGUUACAGAGGGACACUCAAGCGCCAGCCAGCCUUUGACACCUUUGAUGGGUCCCUAUUUGCUGCUUUCCCCUCACUAAAUGAAGAACAAACACUCCAAGAAGUGCCAACAGGCUUGGAUUCAAUUUGUCACGAUUCCACCAACUGUGAAUUGCCUCUGUUAACUCCAUGCAGCAAGGCUGUGAUGAGUCAAGCCUUGAAAGCUACCUUCAGUGGCUUCAAAAAGGAGCAGCGCCGCCUCGGCAUUCCAAAGAACCCAUGGCUGUGGACCGAGCAACAAGUGUGCCAGUGGCUUCUCUGGGCUACCAACGAGUUCAGUCUGGUGAACGUGAACCUCCAGAGGUUCGGCAUGAAUGGCCAGGUGUUGUGCAACCUGGGCAAGGAGCGUUUCCUGGAGCUGGCACCUGACUUUGUGGGCGACAUUCUCUGGGAGCAUCUGGAGCAGAUGAUCAAAGAAAACCAAGAAAGGACAGAAGAUCAGUAUGAAGAAAAUUCAUACCUCAACUCAGUUCCUCACUGGAUUAAUAGCAAUACAUUAGGUUUUGGUGUGGAACAGGCGCCUUAUGGAAUGCAGACCCAGAACUACAGCAAAGGCAGUCUCCUGGACGUGUGCCCAGCAUCCUCUGCGCCCAGUGUGCUCAGCUCGGAGCCGGAUUUUCAGAUGCUCUCCAAGUCACGACUCAACACUGUCAGUGUCAACUACUGCCCCGUCAGCCAGGACUUCGCAGGCAGCAACUUGAACCUGCUCACCAAUGGUCCUGGGAAGCCCAGAGACCACGACCCCCCUGAGAAUGGCGCAGACAGCUUUGAGAGCUCCGAGUCGCUGCUGCAGUCCUGGAACAGCCAGUCAUCGCUGCUGGAUGUACAGCGGGUGCCUUCCUUUGAGAGCUUCGAAGAUGACUGCAGCCAGUCGCUCUGCCUCAGCAAGCCAACCAUGUCGUUCAAGGAUUACAUCCAAGAGAGGAGCGACCCGGUGGAGCAAGGCAAACCAGUUAUACCUGCGGCCGUGCUAGCCGGCUUCACAGGCAGUGGACCUAUUCAGCUGUGGCAGUUUCUCCUGGAAUUGCUCUCCGACAAAUCCUGCCAGCCAUUCAUCAGCUGGACCGGGGACGGAUGGGAGUUUAAGCUCGCUGACCCCGAUGAGGUGGCCCGCCGGUGGGGAAAGAGGAAAAACAAGCCCAAGAUGAACUAUGAGAAGCUGAGCCGGGGCUUACGCUAUUACUACGACAAGAACAUCAUCCACAAGACGUCAGGGAAGCGCUACGUGUACCGCUUCGUGUGCGACCUGCAGAACUUGCUGGGGUUCACUCCCGAGGAGCUGCACGCCAUCCUGGGCGUCCAGCCGGACACGGAGGACUGAGGCCCCCAUAGGGCCGAGAGGGGGCCGUCUGACUGACUGUUCCAAGGACCCUGGAGGGUGGGAUUGAGCACGUCCAGGAAAGCCGCCAAGAAGCAGUGGCCUUAUUUCAUCUGAACCUGUGGUUCUUCACCAAGAGCAGCACCGUUUCUUGCUCCUGAAGCCUGCUGACAGGAAAACGCUAUUUAUGAUGCUGUUACCUUAGAAUGGCCGACAAAGAAGGGCCAGGGAGACACGUGGCUCCAAGUGGUCCGUGUGACAGGCAUGUUCCGACUGUUGGAUAUUCUCAAAGGAGCGACCAUGUUGUGGACUCACAGGUUUUUUGAUUUUCUUUUGCCUUUUCAACCAGGAAUCCCGAGUACAAAAGCAGCUCAUUGGUUCAGAGGGGCUGGAGGUUGCAAGGAGACAAUUGUGCCAUUUCUGACAUUAGUUUGUAUAUAGGAUUGUAAUCUUAAUUGUUACUGAAAUUCUCUAAGUCCUAUUUAACAGAAAUUGUAUAUUAUAAUUUAAAGUAAUUAUAUAACUCUGUGAAAUAAGAACGCAGACAUUCAAUGUUUAUUCCAGUUUUCAAGAGCACAUAAGGCAUUUUGCAAAUGUGUCAUUUGCCUAGGGCCGGCUAAGUGAAGUUGUGACGUAUGUUCAUUUGCAUUUAAUAUGCCAACAGGAGUAAGUUCUAAGAGGAUUAAUCCCUGGUUUUGUUAUGUUUUGUCUUUUGUUUUGCCUGGGUUAUUAUCUGGCAAGGACUCUGUACAUUUGGGAAUUUUUAUAAAAAUCUUAAUGUUAUUAUCUGGGGGCACAUCUGGCCUCUGCUUUCUCCUUCAACUGUAAUGUAAAAGCUAUAAAGCAGUAUUUUUCUUGACAAAUGGCAUAUGUUUUCCAUUUCUAUGUAUGCCUUUAAAUCAAUUUAUACACAAAACUUACUUUAUUUUUUAGUUCAGCUAUGUUUCCCCAACGACUGACCUCCCCUGGGCAACCAUUUCCUUCCCGUGCCCCACCUCCACACUGCAAAUUAUUCUGUAUGAUUAAAAUAAGAAUGCUAUUUUUGGUAAUAGGCGACUCCCUUUCAGAGAUCAGGAGGGAUUUAUGUAGCAGCUAUUUUUACUGCAAUAGUAGUUCACUGGGAAAAAAAUGUAAUUUGUAUGUAAGAAAGCUUUAUUUUUAUCUCAGCUCCAUGUAAAGCUAAGCCUAUUGUAUAGAGCUGAGGUUGGGGUAGAGGGGGGAGGUGGAGAGAGCAGGGCAAGUUUUUAUUAAACCCGUUGGUAUGAAUGAAGCAUGGUUUGUCCCAUCCUUGUUCACCUGCCGAGUCUUAGGGCUGCCUGGGCACCACGCUACUCCUUUCUGUUCAGCUUCCACAACAAGGUGGCUGUCUUCUCAUGUUAUUGGAUGCAGAAUGCCCAGAGGCGGGCAGGGCGCCAACAAGAUGGCAAAGAGAAGGCCUUGGCGUAGUUCACAUGCAGAAAAUGUUUCAGUCACAACGGAGGCUUUUGUAUUGUAGUCGUUUCAAAGGGGCACCUGGUCAGCAUGUAUUCCCGGACUUUGUAAAUGGUCAAGUCGAGUUGGUUUCGAAUCAGACAUGCUUCCUAGCAGUGUGAGAGGACAGCAGGCGGUGGCAGGGUGUGCUGGGACGGGCAAGCCGGACCUGGGGUGACUCAGGUCUCAGCACCCACCCAAGACCAUCCCCCGGGUCUGUCGGCACAGGAUGUUUCUCUCGAACGGGCCUGUUUAUCGCUAGGACAUCUGUUUAUAACAUCAACAGACUCUUGAAUGAGAACAUCGUGCUGCUGAAAGAAAUGUUCACCAGUGGUUUAUUUUAUACGGGGUUGAACCCCAUGGAAUUGCCAGCAUUGGCUUUUGUAUGGACCAAAGCUGGCAGUUGCAUGGAGUUCAAACUAGUAGUUAAUGGAAACUAAAGGCCGUUAUAAACCUUUGGCAUGGUAAUGAACAGAACUUAAGUAUAAAAAUUUUCUAAUUUGGUCUUUUCUUCCUCAAAUAAAGUAUUUUGUUGAUACAAUUCCUCCUUGUCAGAGGCCUCAUUCUUUCUCCCCACCCAACAUGGAGGAGAGGGAGUGAGGAUGUUCGGCUCAGAUCCAUCAUCUGCUCGGUGGCUUUCAGGCGCUGAGCUGUCCUGAUGGAGCUGGAACCGGCCCUGAGCCCUUCCUGAAGGAAUUCCCAAAAAGUUCGUUCAAGUGAAAACCACAUCUAAGAAGGGAUUAGAAUAGAAAGAUGCAAGGGUCUUUGCCAGCAAAAAGAGAUUUUAGAAUAUAUAUGGGAAGAACAUUAAAGUUUGAGGUUCAAGGACUUUUGUCGUUGAGGCCACAUUCCAGAGUUCUAAUGUUGCUGAGGUGAUUUACCCGCCGUGAGGGUGAUGGUCCUAGGACACCUGUUAUCAAACUGGUUCCACUCCUCAAAAUUAGUGAGGACACCAAGAAACAUGGGUAGAUUCUGUCAAUGUGUGCUGGAGCUCCCCACAGGCUAGCAAACACUGAUGGUGCACAUCUCUUCCCAGCUUCGAGUCAGUGACAUACUGGUAGCUUGAACUUGGUGUGAUGAGGGUACUUACACCAUGGAAGUCAACAAACACACUACAUGCCAGGGGUUCCCCCAUUCUCUGCUCCCCACCCUCCUCAGGGAGCUGCUUGUUAAACAUUUAUCACCACUCCACUGGUCACCAAUGUUUAUCAUAUUUAAAGUUAAAACAUUUAAAAAUAAUGAUUCAUUUAAAAAAUGAAAUUGCAUAUUAACAUUUUUAUGAAAAAAUAGCUAAUUUCCAAAAAAGCUGAGAAUGGCAUUGCUUACAUGUUUUCAGAUCUUUUUGAUGUCUGGUUUAAUAGGAGAGAGCUGUAUUCUUAUACUUGCUCUGCACAUAGUCUGUUGUGAUCUAUUUUAAGAAAAUCAGGCCUCACACAAAUAUGUAGUCCGAAAAGGAUUACUUAAUAGCUGUUUCAAAUCAUUGUUGAUACUGUUUUGUAUUACAACAAAACUGAUAAGUGGCAGUUUCUUAAAGGUUAAUUGCAGUUGGAAUAUGAAAUCACAUCAAUAAACUUUACUAUGGUUAUAAUAAA